Molecule: messenger RNA, 2943 nt
Organism: Penicillium longicatenatum
Lineage: Eukaryota; Fungi; Ascomycota; Eurotiomycetes; Eurotiales; Aspergillaceae
Exons: 3
Coding region: 1-2943 (980 amino acids)
Source: RefSeq, a predicted model, not a curated record
AUGAGAUCUUCGCUCGCUUGGUUGUCGCUGUUUGCGACAACUGCUUGCGCUUCGUCAACAGUAACCGCUAGCAAUGCCGUUUCUGCGCCCAUGCCAACAUUGGCCGCAGUCACCCAAAUGAUGGGGCCUAAAGAGGUAGCAGAUUGUGAGGUGGAUAUAACAAUCACAAUUGGCGUCACCGUUUGGGUCGGUGAAGGCGAAGUAUCUACGUGCACCGUUACGGAUACUACAACCCGUACCACGACCGACAUCAUCACCGAUACGAUCACAGCCGCCAAUUCAAAUACUGUCACGAUUACCAAUACUGUUACGGAGACAGGUUCAGCUGCAAAGGUCACUGUAACGGAUACUGUCACCGACACGUGCACCGUGACUGUUACUGGAAGUGCGGAAAGAGUCACUGUGACAGAUACUAUUACCGGAGGUGAUAUCACAGAUAUUGUCACCAAAACAGCUACUGAAACAGUUAUUGGAAGUGCUAUAACGGUCACUGUCUCGGAAACUUGCGCGCCUGAAACCGUCACCUUAGUUUCAACAGAUGUCGAAACUCUGGGAGGCUCAACAGUUACUUUGUCAGGACCUGAAACCACAGUCACACUAGUUUCAACUGAUAUCGAGACUCUCGGGGGCUCAACGGUCACCGUGUCGGGAGCAGGAACGACAGUCACAUUGGUUUCGACGGAUAUCGAAACUCUCGGGGGAUCAACGGUCACUUUAUCGGGACAAGAGACCACAGUCACCCUGACAGGCUCAGACCUACCCGGGACCACUGUGGUGGAGACGGAAAUUGAUACCAUUGUAGAGACCGAGACUGUGGUGAAGACCGACACCAUCUCAGGCUCUGUGACAACUAUCCCCGCGUCGACUAUCACGACAACUUAUACCGAGCCUGCUAGCACAGUGACUAUCUCAGGGACUGUCAGCACUCUACCAGCUUCGACUCAAACCGUGAUAAUCACCCUGCCAGCCAGUACAAGAACUAUUAUUGACACAAUCACUGCGACGGGAACCACAGUUGUGGAAACGGAGACUGAUACCGUGGUGAUGACCGAUACCAUCUCAGGAUCUGUGACCACUAUCCCCGCGUCGACUAUCACGACAACUUAUACCGAGCCUGCUAACACAGUGACUAUCUCGGGGACUGUCAGCACUCUACCAGCUUCGACUCAAACCGUGAUAAUCACCCUGCCAGCCAGUACAAUAACUGUUAGUGACACAAUCACUGCUACGGGCUCGGAAACCACCAUCUCAGUUGGAAGUACAGUCACGGAAAUUAUUACCAGGCCUGGAACAACGCUCACAAAGAGCUACGGCAGCACUAGAACUGUUACUGAUACUGUGACUGGACAAGACACGACUCAAACACAGACACAGACAGCCACCGUCAGUGUAUGCUCCAGUCUCAUCACCAAUCCGAGCUACACACCUACCACCAAAUUACCAGACAAUUAUAUCUGGGGUUGUGCACCUGGAUAUCUAUGUAGCCCUCCUCAUACGGGUGAUCGUGCGGGUUGCAAUGUUGAAGCCGGUCUUCCAGCCGAUACUUACAUAUGUUCUCCUGAAAACUGCAUUGUUGCCCCUGUCCCAAUCUUCAACGACGAAUCCGGCUACAAUGUCUCCACGAACUACUACAAUCUGGAUCCAACGGACUUUGGCCUCACCUACGAUAUCUUCGAAUGUGCUGUAGAGUCUGAAUCCAGAGUGACCAGGAAGAUGGAUCUUCUCUCGCCUCGAGGCAGAUUUGACAGGCUCAUGGGCUACUUCCUCGGUGGAAUGACCAAGCGGGUGGACGUAGAAAACAUACCCAGUGCAUGCUUUGGACUUUGCAAUAUCGUUGCCAUUGACGGAGAAAAUACUGGAGCUACACCUUCUUUGUGUGAUGCCGGAUCUGAGUUCCUGACUGAUUUGGGUUAUUGUGAGGAUUGCAUCAGCAGUCAUGCGGGCGAUUCUGCCUCAUCCAUGGUUUCAUCUACACUGUUGCCUUCAUUUGCACCAUGGUUGAAUUUCUGUUCUGAUCAGACGACAUCGACCACUUCGACCACUGCGGCCGCAGCUACUACUACCACUGAGGCAACCACUACUAGUGUUGAGUCAACUACUACCACCAGUGCGCAGUCGAGUGCAACUAGCACUGCAAGCCGGACAUCUGCCACUAGUAGCCAGCAGUCAACAGCAAGUACAAUAACGAGCAUCCAGUCUACCGGCACGCAGAUCCAGCCAACGACUUCAGCACAGACAACGCAACCGGCUGGACAAAGUACGAUCUCUGUAUCAGCGUCUACAGUGGUGGUCUCUGGCUCAACAGUAACACUGUCCGCCACCCAGGGAACAACCUCAGAAUUCGGCUCAACCAUAACAGUCCCGAGUUCAACAUUGAUCAUCUCCGGCUCGACAGUGAUAGUACCAGGCUCAACAAUAACAGAGCCAGCCACUCCUGUCACCGACUCACUCUCCGGUUCAACAGUGACACUGCCCAGUUCCACUGAGAUAAUCUCCGGUUCGACAGUGAUCAUCCCUGGCACCACAUACGUUGAAUCCAGCCCCACAGAUACAGCUUCACAGGCUCAGUCGACGGUCACCUUGCCAAGUUCAACGUUGAUUAUUUCUGGUUCCACUAUGAUUGUCCCGGGUACUACGUACACAGAAUCCGGCUCCACGGAUAUAAAAUCGCUAUCUGGUUCGACAGUCACGUUGCCCAGCUCAACAGCUAUCAUCUCCGGAUCAACUACCAUUGUCCCCGGUGUUACGGUCGUUGAAUCUGGAACACAUAUAAUAGGUACUGUUAGCAGUACGGGCCCGUUUGUCGGAAGCCAGACUGGCUCUGCAAGCUCGCCUACUUCUACUGUCUCCUACAGUGCCGCGUCGCGGACUUGGGAAGCUCCUCACAUAGGCCUUUUGAGUCUGUUAUUGACCUUCGCUGUGUCACUCCUUUAUGUCGUUUAA